Molecule: messenger RNA, 5893 nt
Organism: Pangasianodon hypophthalmus (striped catfish)
Lineage: Eukaryota; Metazoa; Chordata; Actinopteri; Siluriformes; Pangasiidae
Product: sodium- and chloride-dependent GABA transporter 2-like
Exons: 15
Coding region: 2317-4074 (585 amino acids)
Biological process (GO): sodium ion transmembrane transport
Cellular component (GO): membrane
Source: RefSeq, a predicted model, not a curated record
UGUGUAGUCAGUUUACGGUGCCAGGCUGAGUCAGUAAUUGAGCCAUAAACCUGAAGGGUUUCUAUUUGACCCUUUUGGCUUUCCAUAGUCACAGGUUCGCUUCGCGUACGCUACUUCCUAUAAUUUACACCGGUAUCUGGCCGAAAGGUAGCCCUGCGACACAAAUACAGCUCUCCUCAGGAUAUCUGAGCAUCCCUAUAAAACAAUUCAGUGGAAAUGUUUAAUAUCUUUUAAUAGCUUGUUUUCCUACGGAGAUCACACUGAGACCAGGGACCUCUGAUGGCGAGACCGCAGCCUCUGAAUAAGCCCCGCCUCAGCCAGGCGCAAAUGCAUCUUCAAAUAGACGCACGUGUUAUGCCGCUCUCGCAAGCUUGACUAUGAACUAACUCGAGGUCAGAGCAGAAAAGAGAGACAGGCUGUUCAUGCGACUAUACCAGAUCAAUUCAGCUGUUAUUUCAGCUUUUUCAUGCCCAGCCAAACUCGUCCAGCAGUGGCUUCUUCAACUUCUGUACAACUGCUUCCAUCAGGCAGAUGAGAACAAAGCACUCAGUCAUGGUUGUAUUGAGAAGGCAAUUUGACUUUGAGUCAAACCACCUGGAGGAGGAGAACCAAACAUGCAGUGUAUUUUGGAUUGUGUGCAAUAUUUUGCAGAUGAAAGCUGCUGAACUGAUCCACAAGGUGUAAACUGAGUCAAAGGACAGAGCUGUAGCACUGCAGAAAUGUGAUGUGUUCUGGAUAUUUGGGCCAGCAAACAAAAAGAGAAUAUAAACAAUGGAUACAAAAUGCAACAUUUUUUAAACUAGUUAUUUAUACAAUGAUCUAGUAAUUUUUUUGAGUGGCAGUUCUGUGUUCUCCAUGCUCAGGUGAUUCUUCUUACCUCUAUGUGCAAAGGCAAAUAUUUGAUUACCUUUUUUCUAUCACCAUGUUUCUGAUAAAUGAAAGAAUUUUACAAAUAUGUUUUUAGAAGCACACACCCUCAGCCUGUGUAUUUUUCCUUUUUUUGGUUCAUUUAAUUAUGUGCAGUGUGAAACCAAACCAAAACCAAUAGCAUCCAAACCAAAAGUAUACAUUCCUGCAAUGUUGUGCUGAUUCUCCUGUUGGUUUCUCUUGUGUAUGUGUGUAGGUAUUUUUUGUUUUGUGCUAGCAUGUAUAUUCUGCAACAGUAUUUAGAGAGUGCAACUGAGUGGGUCAUUACAGAGAGGGAAACAUUAGAAAAUGGUCUGGUGAUAGUGAAUAGUUAAGGCAGACUAUGUUUAAUAGUGUUCUCAUGAUUCUGCUAGUUAAAGGAAUGCCAGUAGUAAUGUUCCUAAAUAUACCAUUUUGUUUCCAAAGAUACAACCAAUUUAAAUGGAAGCUUGGUGUAAUUAAGUGUUAAAAUAUUGUGUGGCUGUAAGCCAAGAAAAUUAUCUAGACCCACAAUUACGAGAUAUUUGUAUGUUGCAUAUCAGUGGAACACAUAAGGUAUAACACAGAUUAUUACACAUUGUCAAGGUUUUGUUUGAAAUGAAACCUAUGAAACCUUAUUUAAAACAGAAAUCUGUUAAUAAAUAAUAUACAGUUUGGCUAUGAAUGAAUUAUUAACAAAUUGCACUGAGUGCUGAAGUUCAAGAAGAAGCAGUCUAUUUGACCUAUAAAAGAUGUUUAAGGAGUUGGACAAGCUGACCUCUGGCUUUAUGAUUGUCUCCAUAAUCUAUAUUAAAAUUACCACAAUAUAAAAAGCAAAGGUCAUAUUGCUGUGCAUUUUGCAGAGCUAUAAAAAAAACCUUAUGCACAUCAAAUUCUGUACUGUUUUCUUGCUGAAUUUGUCAUCUGUAGCCCUGCACUAAUGUGGCAAAUAUUUGGAUCGGAGUCUAAAAUACUGGCUGCUACUCCAACCACAUACUGCUAAAGCAGGGUGUAAUUUGGUCGGCAGGCAAUCUGUGUCAUUGAAUAGACUCUUUACAUAAAACAGCAUUACUUAAAAAACAUUUAAAUGUAGUAUCAAAGACUUUUCUUAGAAAACCUAAGAAAAAAUCUGAUGAAUGCUUUCUUAUAUAAAGCUGUACACAGGGACAGUGUAGGGAGCUGCUUAUAAAGACAAAGGUUUGUUCAUGGUUUAAUUCGCAUCAUCCGCUGAAGUCUUCAAACAUCGCUCAAGUUAAUAUUAACUUUUGAGGAGUUUCAGCAGUGUUUUUUUUUUCUUAAAGGUAACUCAACAGCUAAAAGGCUUAACUCCACCUAAGAAGCAUGAAAUGAUUGCAACCUGAGAGAGUUCAGUCACUGGGGAUUCUCUUUCCUCUAUUUUGUUUUAAUUUAUAUGCUUGUGUAGCCAUAACAAUGGAGAUAUCUAAUGUUUUACCUUCUUUCAGAGAUAUGGAGAUGAAUUAUGAUCCAGAGGUGCAGUUAAAAUUGUCUUGUCCAGAAUCAGGAGUUAAUAGAAAGAGCAAAACUCAAGAGAGAGGCCAGUGGUCAAAUAAGGUUGAAUUUCUCCUGGCUGUCGCUGGGCAAAUCAUCGGUCUAGGAAAUGUGUGGAGGUUCCCAUACCUGUGCUACAAGAAUGGAGGCGGAGUGUUUUUCAUUCCAUAUUUGGUCUUCCUGUUUGCUUGUGGCAUUCCACUGUUCCUCAUGGAGAUAUCAUUGGGUCAGUACACCAGUCAGGGUAGCAUCACCUGCUGGAGGAAAAUCUGCCCCUUGUUUGAAGGAUUGGGCUAUGGUACUCAAGUGGUCGUGUUGUACUCCAGCAUCUACUACAUCAUCAUUUUGGCCUGGGCAUUCUUCUAUCUUUUUUCUUCCUUUAGUGCUGAGGUGCCAUGGGCUACCUGCAGCAAUACCUGGAAUACCGAAACAUGCACUGAAUUUGACAAAAUGGACGAUUUAUGCAACUCGAGUAUACCAGAGAAUGCAACUUCACCUGUUAAAGAGUUCUGGGAGAGGAGAGUGCUAAAUCUCACAGGUAGUGUGUAUGAGCUGGGCAAUGUGAGGUGGGAGCUGGCUCUGUGUCUCCUCUUGGCUUGGAUCAUCUGCUACUUCUGUGUGUGGAAGGGAGUGAAGUCUACAGGCAAGGUGGUCUAUUUCACUGCUACCUUUCCUUAUGUAAUAUUGGCAGUGCUUUUGGUGCGUGGACUCACGUUGCCUGGGGCUGUCGAUGGCAUCAUUUUUUACCUCUACCCAGAUCCUACACGCCUCACAGACCCACAGGUGUGGAUGGAUGCUGGAACGCAGAUUUUUUACUCCUACGCUCUCUGCAUUGGGUGCCUCACUGCUCUGGGAAGCUACAACAAGUACAAUAAUAACUGCUACAAGGACUGUAUUUAUCUGUGCCUGUUGAACAGUGGAACCAGUUUUGUGGCUGGAUUUGCCAUCUUCUCUGUGCUGGGCUUUAUGGCCUAUGAGCAGAAGACAGACAUCUCAACAGUGGCAGAGUCAGGUCCAGGCUUGGCCUUCAUUGCAUACCCCCGGGCAGUUGCAAUGAUGCCUGUUCCACAACUAUGGGCCAUUUGUUUCUUCAUUAUGAUUAUUCUGCUAGGACUGGACAGUGAGUUUGUAUGUUUGGAGGCACUGAUGACUGCUGUAACUGACAUGUACCCCUCAUUCUUCCUCUUUGGUCAUCGUCGCAAAGGAUUCCUGCUCAUCAUUUGUUCUGGGUGUUUCCUGAUUGGCCUGGUUAUGGUAACGGAGGGCGGCUUGUAUAUUUUCCAGUUGUUUGAUUACUAUUGCUGCAGUGGGAUGACACUUCUGUUAUUCGCCAUUCUGCAGUCAGUGUGUAUAGGGUGGGUGUAUGGUGCUGAUCGUCUUUAUGAUAAUAUUGAGGACAUGAUUGGAUAUAAGCCACUGUUCUUAAUAAAGUAUUGUUGGAAGUACCUCACCCCUCUAUUCUGCGCUGGUACAUUUGUCUUCUCUCUGAUCAAAUUCACUCCUCUGAAGUAUAACAAUGUUAUUGAAUACCCCUGGUGGGGCUACGCUAUUGGUUGGUGGUUCACACUCUCUUCAACUCUGUUGGUUCCUCUUUGGAUGAUCUAUGUGCUGCUCACUUCCAGUGGCUCGCUGAGACAGAGACUACGUGCUCUCUGCACCCCAGCAAGUGACCUUAGGUAAACACUUUGCAACUGGAAGCUAUGGAGGACUUCUUGCCCUAUUGCAACAGCAAGGACGUCCCUGAAUCACAAAGGGCAAUAAUAAAGUCGACCAUGCAUAUUUUAAAAAUGCACUUUUAUAUUGGCCUUUGGCCUCUCCUCAAAUGGACAUGCUGUGAAGUUGGUGUAUAUACGCACAAUUGUAACUAUCAGUCUGUAAAAUGAAACAUGAAUUGUAGACAAAUCACUAAUAACAAAACCUAUGCUCUGUAACAGUUCAGAGCUCUUUAAUAACCUACUCAGUUAUAGAAAUGCAAAUAGCAAUAUUACUGAGAUUCAAAGUGCCUUUUAGGGAAUCUGUAUAACCAGAUUACAAAGAGCAGAACUUCUUUAGUAAUAUAUCAACCAUUCCAGACAGAUUUUAUGCAGCGAUUUCACAAGAGAAUUCCAGCCAUAUUUGGCAUUUUUGGUGCUUGCUAAUCUUUACUGAGAAUGUGUUUUCUCAUAUAAAGAUUCAAAUUCAGAAGUUGUGUUACCUCAUUAUUGUACGGUUUCUAGUUCCUACGUUUUGGGUCAUAAUUGAAAAAUGUUGAUUGUCUAUCUAAAAAAUUAUAGAACACCACAGCUAUUCAUGUUAUGAACUGAGAACUGAGUAUGACUGAAUAACUAUAUAAUACAGUGUAUUGAUAUGCAAACUUUCCAUUGUUACUUAAUCAGAAGGCUGGAUGUGAUUUAGAAACACUGUGAAACUUUGAAAACAAUGCAGAUGAUGAAACUUCUGAACCUAAUUUCACAAAAUAACACCAAAUCAUUUUGGAACUAUAGUUUACAGUACACAAAGAGGUAAGCGUAGAAAUCAGUGGCCCAUUGAGGAAAGCUCAAACUGCUCCACCAAAUCCACCUCCUAAAUUGUGUGAACUGUAUGACUCUUUUUUUUAAUAUUGUUUUUAAUGGCACACUAACAAAUUUUAGGCAGCACUGUUUGAUGUUAGACAGUGACAAGUGAACUGAUUGGAGUAGCGUUUUUAUUAUAACACUACUAGCACUGUCUUUGACAUUAAAGAAUGCCUGAUAGGUGUUUUUCAUUAAAGUUAACUGGGGACAAAAAUCUAAAAUCAUUAAAAAGUAAAAUAAGCUUGGUUAUUGGUUGAAUUGUGUGAUUGACUAGUGUUGCUAAAAUUGUGCUUGCACAGCACAGGGAGAAUUGUACCAGCAGUCCCAGUGGCCAGUCCGUCUCUGUGAAGUAAUUCAGUGCAACCCUCAAAAACUCAUAUAUGCAGUUGAAUGUAAUUUGUAAUAUGUACUUUGUAAAUGUCUUUGCUCGUAUAGAAUUGUGAGAAGUCUAGCUAGGUGUUGAUUGUUGCCCAUUGGAAAUUUCACUAGUACACAUCCUUGGAGCACCUCAAAAAGCACAUGAGAAAUGUGACACAAUGUGGCCAGUGUGAUUCAUCACAAUGCAGUCUAACUGGAACGAUGAUGCUUCUAUGCUAAAAUAUAUUUAUAUUAUUUUAUAUAUAUAUAAUGACUAUGUGGAAUUAUUUUUGAAACAUUAAAUCUUAGAGAUGUUUUGAAAAAAUAGGUUUUUGAAAAUAAGUAUUUGUUGUAAAUUGUGAUGUACAUGAUUGCUAAAAUAUCCGAUAUCAAUGACAAAUGUUUAGAUUUCCAUUUAGUAUUUGGCAGAUUUUGUGUAAUGAUGGUUAUUAUGCUAUUUACUUUAUUGUGCUGUAUUGUAUUAUAGAGUUUUGUAUUGAUCUAAAUUAUAGGUGCAUUACACUGUCCUUAAUGUAGUAAGAUGUACAUAGUAACACUGUUAUGUAAUUAAAGGUACUGUUUUUCUCCAA